Oldenlandia corymbosa var. corymbosa is the source of this 2536-nucleotide messenger RNA. The record is from the annotation of a GenBank genome assembly. Lineage: Eukaryota; Viridiplantae; Streptophyta; Magnoliopsida; Gentianales; Rubiaceae.
GGUAGGGCGGCGAUCAACGAAGUCUCUAUCGUAGGGGAUUGUUCCAAUUUCAUGGAUCCUAUAUCGUUCUUGCUUCUUGUUAGAACCCUCUUUCGUACUGUCAUGUCAGCUCCUUCCAUGUUACUGUACAUUAUUUAGCCAUUGGCACAUAUUUCUUCUGAAUUUUUAUCCAUUGCCCUUGUUAUAAGCCAAAUACAUGUGAUAUCUGAUUUCCCAAAUCAUUUCUGUCAACUUUUUUCCUUAUACACUCAUUUUGUCCUUUUUCCGUGUUCGUCUAAUUAAUUUAGUUCUGAAAUGGCGUUAAAAACAGGUCUACAUUCUAAUCCUAACCCACACGCCCAAAUUAAACAAAUUGUAGUAUUAUCAAAAUUCCCUUUCUUUCCUCUCAUUUUCCUUCAAAAAUACCACCACAUGCAGACAGAUCUGGACUUUUAGUGAAUUUUCUUUCCAGUUAUUUUUUUUCCUUUAUAACCUUGAUUAAUUUGUCUGUGUCUUAGAAAGCUGUCAGAUUUAUUAGCACUAAUGAAGUUGAGGAAAAAGAUCACAUUAAACUAAAAGCCUAAAAGGGGGUCCCUCGUAGCCUCACAUGCCCGAUUAAUUUAUAGCAUGAGUUUCUGCGUCCAUUUUUAUUCAUUCAGUUUACUUUACAUAUUAUUUUUUGCACUCACUUCCUGGUUUUCGAGUUUCCUCCUUACUCAACCAAAUCUCCUCCUCUGUUUUUGUCUCUGUUUUUUUUGCCUCCCUUAAAAAAAAAAAUGUCAACCGGCAAGAAAAAACUCAUCCUUAACUCUGUCGCCGUCGAUCUCGGCUGCGGCAGUUGCAGGCGUCCUAAGCUUCUUCUCUCCCACAUUUUCCACCCCAAAAAAAUCCGCCGCCAUUCCGAUUACCGGAAACGGACCCGCAAACCCGACAAACACUAUUACUCCUCUUCUGGUUCUCUGGAGACGACUAAUACCUCCACUUUUUCGGAUGAAACGCCGGCGUAUUAUUCUUCCGACACCGAGUCCGACAUCAAAAGCUUGAGGGCGGUUCAGGGAUUUGGGAAGCUGGGAGGGGAGAGUGUGGCGGUGGAGAAAGAUUCCGACGACCCGUACCUCGAUUUCCGGCAGUCAAUGCUCCAGAUGAUUCUGGAGAACGAGAUUUACUCCAAGGACGACCUUAAAGAGCUGCUCAACUGUUUCUUGCAGCUGAACUCGCCGUACUACCACGGGGUUAUCGUGAGGGCCUUCACGGAGAUCUGGAAUGGGGUAUUCUCGGUGAGGUCGACGACGGCGUCUCCUUACUUGCAUGGCGGUGGCCGGUGGGGGGAGUCACGUGACUUUUAGUUUCUCAUGCACGUGAUAAACCCGGUUGUCUUCUCUUCUCUAUGUUUUGUUCUAAUUAGAAGAGGGAGGGGGGGUCAAUAAAUAAAAUUUGUCAUCAUCUUAGAGAUUCUUAGCCAAAUUGUGUUGAUGCUAAUGUGUAAAAAUGGCACCCGUGGAAAAUUCGCAUGGCUGCUAAUUAGGUCGUUUUUAACUUUUAGCUUUUAGGAUUUUCUUGUGUGUUUUGUGGGGUCUUUUUUUUAGAUAAUACUCCGUAUGUGUGUGUUCAUGUCAUAGUAUAGUAAUAGCAGCAGUUUUAGUUGUAGUGUAUUAGUAGGUCACUUUUAAUUAACAGUUGUGGGGUUCGAUUUUCACAGCCUUUCUGACUAUAUAAUCUAAGAAUGAAGUUUCAUGUGUUUUAGGUGAGUAAGAGAAUGUGCAGAUGUUUUUUCUCGGAUAAGAUGGUCAAAAAUGCUGUGAAAAUUGUAAUCUGGUUGUAUUAGCUAGCAAAUUAUCAGUGAAUGCAGUUACUUUCUUUGAAUCUUUAGAAGGAAGCUCUUUUUUCUUUUUUAUUAACAUUUGAACAAAUCUGUAUACGAUAUGUGUAGUCCUCUUGAGACUCUCUUUCAUAACUUUGUCCGAAAUACCAAUGUUUUGUUAGUUUAUUAAUUUCGCCAUUUGUGGGUUGAUCAGGGUUUCUAAUAUUCUAAAGCUUUUACAACUCCAAUAUGGUACAUUUUGGAGAAACCAAUGAAUUAUGAUAGGAGGAAGAUGAUGAUGAUGAUGACGACGAGAGUGUUGGGUCAGCCAAACCAAAUUUCAAAGACGGGAGUGUUGGUCAAAAUCAUGGCUGGUAAUAGUACUGCAAAACAGAGAGACUCGCAGAGAAGGUGAGAAAAGAAAGACGUUGGGAUUUGAGAAAUGGUACCAAAAGAUAUUAUAUAUUGAGUUUGGGCCUUGAGGCAGAAGUUUGAAUGCACUUUAAUAAUAAGGGUCACUACAAAAUUUCUUGGGUGCAUUUUCCAACAGUGUCAUCAUUGAUUCGGCCCUGUCCUUGUCCCUUUUUAUUGUUAGUAUUUUCCCACUGCCUUUAGAUAUUGUUAUGAUGGGAGCCUCCAUGGAUUAAGGCAAUGGGUUGCACCGAUCUUUUUUCCCUGCCUUGAAAGCAAUGAAUGUUUAUGGCUUAUGACUCACGAGUGACUCAACGUAUUCUGCCAUACAUAAUUCCACACAGC